AAUUGUAGAAUAAAAUGUAAAUUAUAUUUUUAAGAUGCAUUUAAAAAAUAGACUAUGUUGAUACAGUUUGAAAGGUGAUUUACAUUCAAAUUAUAAGGAGAAAUUUGUUCAAUUUCGAGCAACAUUUUCAUUUUUUUCUUUAAUUUUGAAAAGUCAAAGUUUAAUUACUGUUUAGCAUUGAAACAAACACCAUUAUAAUUCAGUUUUUGACAAACACUAUAAAACAGUGAACACUGUGUGAAUAAAAGGCUGGAGUUUGGGGCAGGAGGGGCAGUUUGACCUGCUGUCUGCGUCACUUUGCAUUCUCGUGUAAUUAUAAAGAGAUGCUGCAUACCGCGUGGGCCUUUUGGGAGCCUGACGGUGAGGAGUUCCCAGAUUGCAUCAGUGUUUCGGGGUGUGAGCAGCGCCUGCCUGCCUAUAAAGCCGCAGAUGCAGCAGCAGCACCUGCAGAGCUGAGGAGCCGCUUCAUCUCUGGAGGCUGCUUCUGCACAUGCGCACUACGCUACUUUACAAACUUAGAAGCUGAGUUUUCAUCAUGCUCUUCCUCCUGCUGGCAGUCAUCGGGACUCUAGUGGAUCCGCACCGGGCAGAGAUGGUCACCGGGGCCGGAGAGGUGGACCUCAGCGCAUGCGCCAUCACGUAUUUGGGACAGAGCUAUCGGAAGACGGAAGUGUCCUUUGUGAACUCAUCCAUAAGUUUUUGCUCCUCUGGAGAAAAUCCAGACUGUUUACUGGUGGUGGACGCCCAGGUUGACCGAGCGGCUCUGGAAGUCGUGCAUGAAGUCACAAAUCCUGGGUCGCGCAUCCAUCAAUCGCUGCCAAACAUCAACUCUUCUUCUCCCUGCCGGCUUGACGCCGUUGUGCAAGAUAAAUCAAAUAACACUCACUUUUCCGUUUCAAUCUACAACUUUGGAAAGCAGACGGUUCUGGAAGUCAACGUGACGAGUUUCUUCACCGCGGCAAACAUUGACCUUGUCGUGGUGAUCGGUGGAAAUCCUGUGAAGCGGCUGUCGUUUCCCAAAGCCAGCCUGAAUGGAGAUCUGAUCCUGGAUAUCAGCGGCUGCAGAUAUUCAAAUGGAAUCAUUUACCCCGGAGAGUCAGCGCAGAACGACCCGACAUCCUGUCUCAACGUAACCUGCAGUGCGACGGCAGAUUUGUCGGUUUCGACUAAAUGUGGUUCUGCAGAGGUUUGCCACUUGGGCUCUGGGUGUGUUCCCCGUCCUGACGUCUGCUCCGUCACCGCCUCCGCCGUCAUCGACUUCAACGGCCGGCUCCACGCCGUCUCCGACCGCUGUGCGUACACCCUGAUGAAGCCUCGGGGAGACGCCGGCUUCCACCUCCUGGCGGGCUUCCGGGAGCGGCGCCGCAGAGACGUGAUGUUCCUGGACCACCUGGUUCUGUGGCUGCGCGAGCCGAACGCGACGAUAGUCCUGGACCAAGGAGGGGAAGUCAGAGUGAACGGCGGGGUCAUGCAGCUAAACGAGACGGCUCAGGUGGUCCAGGGGGCGGAGCUUCUGAAGGAUCAGACGGGAGUCACCGCCAGGAUACCCUCUUUUAAUAUAACCGUCUAUUUCGAUGGCACCACCGCCCACGUUGCAGGAACUCCCACCGCCGUAGAGGGUCUGUGCGGCAAUCCCAGCGAUCCCAGUCAAACCACCACCCUGAGCGAAGCCAAGGCGACGGCCUACAGCGAGCCCGGAUGUGAGAUCCAGCACACAGAUCCUGUAAACAAGACGACCGACUGCAACAGCACAGCGGACCGCUGUAAGCUCCUUCAGCACUCGGCCUUCGCUUCCUGUCAACCCCACGCCGACCCGCACGCCUACAUAACCGCAUGCACCGACACUCUGUGCAACUACCCGCCGGCGGACGGGCUGAGGUGCCAGUUCCUCAAGGCGUACAGCGCCACCUGCAGCCUCCGGACCGGAAACACGGCGCAAUGGAGAGAGGCAGCCGGCUGCAAUUUUGACAUUUCAGCGUCCUGCCUGGACCAGUACUGCAGCCCUCACGAGUUCUGCGGAGAACGGAACGGCGAUAUUAGCUGCAUUUGCCGAGCCGACUUUGCCUACAAGCACCGAUCAAAAAACACUUUAGGGGAUCCGGCGGUAUGCACCCAGAGCUCUGCCUCCUUAUCUCUGGCUAUCUGCCUGCUGGAGAGCAAAGGAGUGGACUACACCUCCCUGCACCUGAAGGACCAGAGGUGCCGCGGCCGUGUGAACGCCAAGAGCCACAUGGUGACCUUCGGCUUCUCCCUCAACAACACGUGUGGGACUGAAGCCACGAUGAACGGCAGCCAAGUCCUCUAUACGAACACCAUCAUGACGAGGAACAGGUCUCAGAGCGUCAUCUUCCGCCACAACGCCGCGGCCAUCAACUUCUCCUGCUCCUUCCUGAAGCCGUCCAGCCGGACUUUGGCCUUCAAGGUCAAAGAGAGCUCCAUCGAGGAGCACAUAGUGACGGGAAUCUGGAACUACACUCUGAGAAUGAACGCCUACGUCGACGGCAGCCACACCACCCUGGUGGAGCCAUCCUCUGUGGUGGAGCUGAACCAGAGGAUUUGGAUGGAGCUGUCCACCGAGGGGCUGGACGAUCAGACCGUCGCCAUGGUGAUCAACUCCUGCUGGGCCACCGACCGGCCGCUGGGCAACGACACCGCCAGAUACGACCUCAUCAUCAAUGGAUGCCCGAAUCCUCAAGACAGGACAGUGAGGAUGGACAGCAACGGAGCGGGAACCACCAACUACUUCUCCUUUAGCAUGUUCGAGUUUGUCAACAACAAGGGGGGAACCGAGGAGAUCUACCUGCACUGCAAACUGGAGAUGUGCCUCAAACAUGGAAACUCCUGCAUCCAGAACUGCAAGGCCAAAAGGAGGCGCAGAUCGCUCUUUAGAAGGCCAAAGCAAGCCGUCAUCUCUAUGACCUGGAGAAAGUGAUGAAGAUGCUGACGUCUUCGCAGUGAUUUGCAGAUUGUAAUUUUUUAAAGAGGUUUUUAAGGAAUGAGAUUUAGAACUUGAAGAAACUUUGAACAAAAAUGGAAUUAUGACCUUAACGCUGAAGAGGGAAAUUCAAAGGGUCUGUUCUCGUUGCACUACUGCCUAAGGGUUACUUUAGGGUUUUUCCUAUUAAAAUGUGACAAAAGAGUGCUUAACCAGUGAAAAGGGAUCAAAAGUGAUUUUUCUUUUUUUAACCCUGUAAAGCCCAAUUCAUCAAAUAAUUAACAGAAAAAAAUUUUUUUUCAUAAUAUUUAAAUAUCAAUCAUGAUACAUUAUUUGGCAUGGAAAAAAAUGUUAUUUAGGGGAAAAAAGCACCUUAUUUAGCCAUUGUCUCCAAUUUGAUCCACACAUUUUUAACAUGGUGAAACUGUUAUACAUAAUUAUCUACAAAUGUAUAAUUUUUUUCAAUACAGCAAGUACUCAUUUAAGAAAAUAAAAUAAGAAUAGCUGAGCUAAUCUCACCUGAAGUGUUGAAAAUUAGAAAAACAUUUUCCCUCCAAAACUGCUCUUGAGAUGUCACGGGGGCAGCCAUUUUGAAAUGAGCAGGAAAAGCCCUUCUACUGCCUCUAGUGGAAUGAUAACGUACUGCACAGCAGAAAACAUGGACGAAGUCACAUACAAUGGGUUUUUAAGGAAAGUUUUGAUUAUGCUAAUGAGAUACGGGUCUCAGAAUGUAUCAAAUAUGAUACAAAUGGUUAGACAGGGUUAAUGGGAGUCUCAGAUUAAUGGAUGUUUUACAACGAUGUGUGAAGGCUGCUGUCAUCUGUCCUGGUGUUCACCUGAAUAAAUAAAACAAUGGUUACUUAAUUUAUAAAUAACUUGUAUUUGUUUUUCUACACAUACUUACAGUUUUUGUUGCCCUUUCUGAUGCUUUUAUUGUAAAAAAAA
Oryzias melastigma (Indian medaka) is the source of this 3880-nucleotide messenger RNA. Its product is annotated as alpha-tectorin. The coding region runs from base 536 to 2932 and encodes 798 amino acids. The record is from RefSeq and is a predicted model, not a curated record. NCBI's taxonomy places the organism in Eukaryota, Metazoa, Chordata, Actinopteri, Beloniformes, Adrianichthyidae. The transcript is spliced from 17 exons.